This is a messenger RNA of Punctularia strigosozonata HHB-11173 SS5, 255 nucleotides long. RefSeq lists its product as uncharacterized. The transcript has a single exon. The annotation marks the transcript as partial. Lineage: Eukaryota; Fungi; Basidiomycota; Agaricomycetes; Corticiales; Punctulariaceae. The record is from RefSeq and is a predicted model, not a curated record.
CUCGGGGAUACUCUGAAAGAGAACCCGUGGUUGGACAUGAACGGUGCCUUCUUUACAAUUGCGUGCGCAGUGGGCAGCAGCGAGCUGUGGCACUUGGACUGGAACGACGACUCCCGCCUCUAUGCCAUCAUAUUCUGCGUCAGUCCUGACGAGGAAGGCUGGGAAGGUGGUGACUGGAACUUGCCGCAACUUGGGUAUCGCAUACGUUUGGAGCAAGGUGAUCUGAUGUUUGUCCUUGCUCGGCGUCUGGUGCAU